Messenger RNA from Lachancea meyersii CBS 8951, 2244 nucleotides. The record is from the annotation of a GenBank genome assembly. NCBI's taxonomy places the organism in Eukaryota, Fungi, Ascomycota, Saccharomycetes, Saccharomycetales, Saccharomycetaceae.
AUGGAGCAGCGAAUUGUUGAAGCAAAGACAGUAUUAUCUGAGAAGGAGCCCGCGUUUGAGCUUGCUGAUCACGAAAUUCUUCACUUAGGUGAAUCAACCCUCGUGGAGCCGCCAGCAACAGGUUGGAUGCAUCGGUCUAGCCUGCGUAAGCAUUUUCAUGUGACAUACUCUAGCGGCGUAAAACUUGCCACUUGUGUGCACUGUGGUAAAGGCUUCAAGGAGAGAAAGUCUACUGGGAAUCUAUCCAAGCAUAUCAAAAACAUCCAUCCCCACCUCUUUAUUCCAGGACGAGACCGCAGCAGAAAUGUCGACUCGUCAAAUUGCAGAUCUUUGGCAAUCCAAAAACCGCGUUUACCGAGCUUCAUCGUCGCUGCUUCUACAGAACGCCCUGAGGAAUUUUUCGAAAUCGAUCUCUUGAUCGAAAAACAGCUUCCUCUGUCGAUAACGUCAACUAAAGCAUGGAAAAGAUUCACCAAAAACACAAUUGGUACUUUAGCGAAGCCGAGGUCUUCCAUUUCCUUAGAGAAGAUCUCAAUGUAUCUUCAGAGCUUUGACAAUGAGCUGAUUGACAGAAUGCAGUCAACUGAUUACAUCAAUCUAGUGCCUUGCGUUCAUCGAGCCAAGACUGGAGAAGCUUUCUUGACUGUAACAGCAUCGUUUAUUCCAGGUCUACUGAAAAAUAAAUUCCCCUUUUAUCCUGUGGGAGAUACGCGGAAUUCGCGGGGCAGCAGCAGCACUGUUAAGGAAACACACUUACUGGAUUUUAUCUCAUUAGACGCGAUAGAAAAGGGCCACGCUAGUCUUGACAGUGAAUUCACCAAUAUUCUGGGCCGUUUUGAUAUCUCACGCAAAGUCUUACUUCUCACAAAUGAUUUAGCGUGGCAGACAUUAGCUGAGCGUUUCCCCGUCAACAUUGGUCACAAAUUGGGUGGGGAAGUCAAUGAUCUAGGCUCAAUAAGAUGUGCUAGUGAAAUGUUGGAAACGCUUCUUGCGCUCAUAACCAGCGAGCUUGUUAAGAAUGGCAAAAUGAAGAAAGCAUUUGAGCGUCUCGGCAAAUUGGGAGAGCUUAUCAAUGAGUCAGAGACGGUGAAAGAAUCUUUGGUUAAUCGAGGAAUUUUUCCAGUACCCACUGGUUCCAACAUGACUGCCAUGUGCAUAUGGCAACAGGCCUUUGUCUAUCUGACUUACCAUGAUCAGUUUAUCAACUGGACCAAAAGCGCAAAAUUUAUUGAAGCUGCGGAAGAAUUUAGGGAGAUUGAAGAGUGCUCUCAAACGAUUGAUGAAUCUUAUCAGUGUCUGGAAUAUUUUGUUGCGUGUUGUUCUAUAUUUCAACAUUUGGACAAGUUGAUUCAAAAGGAUGACUUUAAUAGGCUUUCAAAUGCCGCUACAUUGUACUUUACGCUGAAACAUUACUACGACGCAUGUCACUCGGCCGUGUUCGGUAAAAUAGUACAAACGCCCGGCGAGUCCUUUGACUUCUCUUUCAUCAACGGAAACAAAGAACUUCCAGAUACCAUCAAGCUCGAAGUUCUGAAUGCAGUUCAUCAAAGUUUGAGCGAGUUUGCCAACUAUUUCCAGCUUUUCAAAAACAACGAUAUGUAUUUCGUGGCUGUGAUGCUCAACCCCACAAUGAGAAUCGAUAGUUUUCGGAACUUCAUGACCAGCUUAGACGCCGAGCAUUAUUACGAACGGACGAAGGUCAUUAUUGAACAGUAUAUGAAAUACCAGGAGUCUGUAGGCGUGCACCCAGAUAAGACGUCAGUUGUCCGCACUGUUACAAUAUGUGGUGAGAUUCCUAAGGUUCCAAACUUCAAUUUCGAGCUCUCAGUUCAGUCAAAUCGCGACCUGCCUGAUCGUGGAAGUAGCCGAAAGGAAUGGGACCUUUACUUGCACGAAGUUGAAGCGACACAGGGACAAGACUUCGAUGCCUUGAACUGGUGGCAUUCCCGACAGGAAAAGUUUCGUGGUCUUUUUCCUCUUGCUGUUUCCCUACUGACAACGAAGUUCAGUAUUUCGAGCUCACCUGUGCCAGCUGUGGUAGAGAAGAUGUUGGCGGGUAAGGGGUUGGGGGCUGCUAGCGACAAUCACGCACGGCUGCAAGUUUUGCUUCAGGACCGCUUUCAGAAGUUCGGUCUCCAUCGUUCUGAGAGUGACGAUGGCUUUGAAACGUCUCGGCUGGUCUCUUCUGGCAGCACAACUGAGGACGAUGAUGUCAGCAAUGAUUUUGGAAAUGAGGUAUUUUGA